Messenger RNA from Physeter macrocephalus (sperm whale), 6146 nucleotides. RefSeq names its product NAC alpha domain containing (gene NACAD). Gene Ontology annotation, cellular component: nascent polypeptide-associated complex; cytoplasm. The coding region runs from base 315 to 6146 and encodes 1943 amino acids. Gene Ontology annotation, biological process: protein targeting to membrane. The transcript has 9 exons. NCBI's taxonomy places the organism in Eukaryota, Metazoa, Chordata, Mammalia, Artiodactyla, Physeteridae. The record is from RefSeq and is a predicted model, not a curated record.
CUGAACCCCUCUCCCGUUAGGGGGGGUGGAGGGGUGAUGCUGCGGGAAAGGCGGGGCCGCGGACCGCGGGUGGAGAGUGCAGCCGGGGUGGGGUAUGGGGAGGGAAGGCGGCUGUCCCACCCCCUCCGCUCCCGGCGCACCGCAGUGCCUGGCGCGCCCGCGCACGCUCACUCGGGGCGGUGGGCGGGCGGGGCGGCGCUGACGUCAUCCACUGACCCCCUUCACCCCCCGGCCGAGGGGCGGUGGCCGCGCAGGCUCCGCGGGACGGACUCACGGACAGACAGGGGACGGAGGGACGGGCGUACGGCCAGGCCAUGCCGGGGGAAGCUGCCCGCGCCGAGCUGCUGCUGCCGGAGGCGGGCGGAACAGGACCCCGCACAGAUCUGUCCUGCGAUGCGGCUGCGGCUGCCACGCCGAGGGGGGACCAGCUGGAGCACUGUGUCCUGACCCCUGAGCCCGGUGCCCUGGCUCUCACGUUCCUGCCCAGCAAGCCGGGUGCCCGGCCCCCGCCUGACGGAGCCAGCUGGGAUGCAGGGCCGGGACGCGCCCCCUCGGCCUGGGCAGUCCAGGCAGAGGACGGCCCCAGCCCAGGGCCCCCCGAGGUUCGGCCUGCCGAAGGUCCUCUCCCAGCCUCCCUGGAGCCCCGGAUCGUGAUGGGCGAGGAGACGUGCCGGGCAUCCCCACUGCCCAGGGCAACCCUGCCAGAGCUCAGGGACUGGGAGGGUGGGCGGGCCAGCCCGAACCCGCCCCCGGAGUUGUGUUCUCAGGGUGACCCUCCGGUGCCUUUCCCUGCCCCAGACUCCGAUUCCUACUUUACCCCUCCCUCCACCCCGACCGAGGCAGCCUCCACCCUGCUCCCUGGCCCAGGGCCCCACAGCGCUGCCCAGGCUGCCCAGGCUGAGCUGGGGAACUCGCCGCCAGCCUCGCCCUCCGGCUCCUACGUCACGGCGGACGGGGACAGCUGGGCCUCGUCCGCAUCCUGCUCCGUGAGCCUGCAGGCCGCGGCUGAAGGGCUGGACGCGCCCUCAGGCUGGGGCUUCUCCCCAGCUGGGUCUGUGGCCGAUGAGAGGGAGCUGCCCCCCGCCGGGACCACGGACACCUCGUCCGCAGAGUCCAGCCUCUCGGCGGACAGCAGCUGCUCCUGGGGCCAGGAGGGCCGCUUCUUCGAGCUGGACUUCCUGGCCAGUGACCCGAUGAUUCCUGCUUCCCUGCUGCCCUUCCAGGGCAGCCUGAUCUUCCAGGUGGAGGCUGUAGAGGUGACAGCGCUGCCCCCCGAGGAAGAGGAGGAGGCGCAGGAAGAGGAGGACGAGGAGGAGGAGGACGAACGGGAGGCGCCCAUGCCCGGAGGGGACCCGGCCGGGGGCGGCGAGGACGACAGCACGUUCGCCUCCUCCCUGCAGUCGCUGUCCGACCUGUCCAUCACGGGGGGCGUGGACGAGGCCUUCGCCUUCCGAGAUGACACCUCGGCCGCCUCCUCGGACCCCGACUCGGCCUCCUACGCGGGGGGUGACGAUGACAGACUGUACAGCGGGGAGCUCCACGCACAGCCCACCGCCCUGCUCCAGGACAGCCCUGGUGAGGCCGCCUCCUGGGGCCCAGAGCCCACUCUUGGGGUGUCCAAGGGAGAGGUUGGCCGGGCUGCCGAGAGCCAGGAACCCAUCUCCGAUAUAACCGGGGUGGGCCCUGCUCCAGGCCAGGUGUCCGCUGCUGCUAUGGCCCCUCACGUCCCACAGAAAGGCCCAGGCCUCACUGGGGUGACCCCUCAGGCCUGGGCAGCAGAGGCAGGCUCCACCAUGGGACCAGCACCUGUUGCCUCAAUCACACCUCAGUCCCUGCAGGAGGGAGACAGCGCUGCCUUAGGCUUAGAGCCCCAGACUUCGAAGGGAGAGGUGGGCCUCGACUCUCUGCAGAACCUGAAGGAAGAAACAGGCCAGGGGUUUGCCGCUGCAGGCAGCCCUGAGCCCCAGCCAGGAGAAGUGGAACCGGCAGCAUCCCUGCCCCUGCAGGAUGCAGGCCUCUCCACUGGCCAGGGAUCUGAGCCCCAGCCGGAAGAAGUGGACCAGACGGCAUCUUUGCCCCUGCAGGAUGCAGGCCUCCCCACUGGCCAGGGAUCUGAACCCCAGCCGAAAGAAGUGGACCAGACGGCAUCCUUGCCCCUGCAGGAUGCAGGCCUCCCCACUGGCCAGGGAUCUGAACCCCAGCCGAAAGAAGUGGACCAGACGGCAUCCUUGCCCUUGCAGGAUGCAGGCCUCCCCACUGGCCUGGGAUCUGAGCCGCAGGCGGAAGAAGUGGACCAGACGGCAUACUUGCCCCUGCAGGAUGCAGGCCUCCCCACUGGCCUGGGAUCUGAGCCCCAGGACAGCCCUGAGCCCCAGCCAGAAGAAGUGGACCUGACGGCAUCCUUGCCCCUGCAGGAUGCAGGCCUCCCCACUGGCCUGGGAUCUGAGCCCCAGGCCAGCCCUGAGCCCCAGCCAGAAGAAGUGAACUUGACGGCAUCCUUGCCCCUGCAGGAUGCAGGCCUCCCUUCUGGCCAGGGAUCUGCCCCCCAAGCAGGCCCUGAGCCCCAGGAAGAAGAACUAGACCUGAUGGCUACCUUGCCCCUGCAGGAUGCAGGCCUCCCUUCUGGCCAGGGAUCUUCCCCCCAGGCAGGCCCUGAGCCCCAGGAAGAAGAACUAGACCUGAUGGCUACCUUGCCCCUGCAGGAUGCAGGCCUCCCGUCUGGCCAGGGAUCUGAGCCCCAGGCCAGCCCGGAGCCCCAGCCAGAAGUGGACCUAACGGCAUCCUUGCCCCUGCAGGAUGCAGACCUCCCCUCUGGCCAGAGAUCUGAGCCCCAGCCGGAAGAAGUGGACCUGACAGCAUUCUUGCCCCUGCAGGAUACAGGCCUCCCCUCUGGCCAGGGAUCUGUCCCCGAGGCCGGCCCUGAGCCCCAGCCGGAAGAAGUGGACCUGACGGCAUCCUUGCCCCUGCAGGAUGCAGGCCUUCCCUCAGUCCAGGGAUCUGCCUCCGAAACCAGACCGGAGCCCCAGCCGGAAGAAAUGGACCUGAUGGCAUCCUUGCCGCUGCAGGAUGCAGGCCUCCUCUCUGGCCAAGGAUCUGCCUCUGAAGCUCGCCCUGAGCCCCAGUUGGAAGAAGUAGACCUGACGGCAUCCCUGCCCCUGCAGGAUGCAGGCUUCCCCUCGGUCCAGGGAUCUGCUUCCGAGGCCAGCCCUGAGCCCCAGCCAGAAGAAGUGGACCUGAUGGCAUCCCAGCCCCUGCAGGAUGCAGGCCUCCCCUCUGGCCAAGGAUCUGCCUCUGAAGCCAGCCCUGAGCCCCAGUUGGAAGAAGUGGACCUGACAGCAUCCGCCCCACCCCUGCAGGAUGCAGGCCUCCCCUCUGGCCAAGGAUCUGCCUCCGAGGCCAGCCCUGAGCCCCAGCCAGAAGAAGUGGACCUGAUAGCAUCCCAGCCCCUGCAGGAUGCAGGCCUCCCCUCUGGCCAAGGAUCUGCCUCUGAAGCCAGCCCUGAGCCCCAGUUGGAAGAAGUGGACCUGACAGCAUCCCUGCCCCUGCAGGAUGCAGGCCUCCCCUCAGUCCAGGGAUCUGCCUCCGAACCCAGCCCUGAGCCCCAGCCAGAAGUGGACCUGACAGCAUUUCAGCCCCUGCAGGAUGCAGACCUCCCUUUGGUCCAGAGAUCUUCCUCCAAGGCCAGCCCUGAGCCCCAGUUGGAAGAAGUGGACCUGACGGCAUCCUUGCCCCUGCAGGAUGCAGGCCUUCCCUCGAUCCAGGGAUCUGCCUCCGAGGCCAGCCCUGAGCCCCAGUCGGAAGAAGUGGACCUGACCGCAUCCCCGCCCCUGCAGGAUGCAGGCCUUCCCUCAGUCCAGGGAUCUGCCUACGAGGCCAGCCCUGAACCCCUGUCGGAUGAAGUGGACCUGAUGGCAUCCACGCCCCUACAGGAUGCAGGCCUUCCUUCGGGCCAGGAAUUGGUCUCCGAGGCCAGCCCUGAACCCCAGUCGGAAGAAGUGGACCUGAUGGCAUGCUUGCCCCUGCAGGAUGCAGGCCUCCCCUCAGUCCAGGGAUCUGCCUCUGAGGCUAGCACUGAGCCCCAGCCGGAAGAAGUGGGCCUGACAGCACCCCUGCCCCUGCAGGAUGCAAGCCUCCCCUCUAGCCAAGGAUCUGCCACCAAGGCCAGCCCUCAGGCCUUGCAGGCUGACACAGGCUACACCCUAGGGACAGAGCCCAUGGCCAACACAGCCCAACAGAAAGGAGGCAAGACUUUGGAACUGAGGCCAGCGCCUGAGAAAAGGGACCCAGACCACACUGGAGGCUCAGACUCUCUGGCCUCGGAUCAGAUCCAUCUGGGUGGCCUGAAGCCAGCUACAGAUGCUCAGAUACCCUUGGACGGAGAUGCAGGCCCUUCCAAGCCUGCCACAGAGGCCCCAGACACACCUGAGCCUGCCACGGAGGCCCCAGGCACACCUGAGCCUGCCACGGAGGCCCCAGGCACACCUGAGCCUGCCACGGAGGCCCCAGGUCCCCCAGAGCCUGACUCCAGUGGGGAGGAAGUGGCCAAGGGCCUUUUGGCAUCUGAGCAGGGAGCCUGUCCUGACGCCCGUGUGCAUGGGGGUGAUGGAGCUGAGCCCAGCUCGCCCCUAAAGGAGGCCCCGGGGGCUGAGAACCAGGGGCGUGGCGUUCUAAAGGUAGUCGUCUGCAGCCCAGAGGCACGUCCUGCUGCCAGCCUGGAGGUUGGCCAGGUGGGGCCCCCAAGCCCGGAGGAGGAGGGAAGGACCACCCUGGGGCCCAGGCUUCCCGUGGCUGUGGCCUCAGAGGCUAGGCUGGGCUCCUGCCCGGAGUCUCCAUCAAGGGCUCUACCCAGGCUGGGAGGGAGCUGUCCCAAAGAUCCUGCCCCGGCAUUUCCACUGCCCUCAAGGCAGCCAGAGCCCGUGCGGGGCCCGCACAACGGAGAGCAGGCCCAGGCAGCCCCGGGAGUCCUCGGCUUCUCCCCGCCGCAGCCUCCACAAGGCCCCACAGGGGGCCUGCCCAGUGCACCCCAAGACAGCAUCCAGGGCGCUGAGUCCUCUGCUCCUGGUGUCCUCAUGCAGACAGUCCCACCCCCCACGGCACCCCCUGCCCCCUGCCCUUGCCAGGUGCCCGGGGAAGACCUGGGGGAGGGCGCAGAGCCCCUGGGCUCUCUGGGACUCCCACCACCACGGGCAAGAGCCCAGCGGGCGGUGGCUGCCUUCUCAGGGACCAAGAACCCCCCCGGGGCCGGGCAGGUCAGCCUCCCGCCCCACUCCCCCCUCCUCAGCCCCAAGGCGGCCCCCAAAGGGGCUACCCAUGCCAAAGACCUGGCCUCGAGGAUCUCGCCCCCCUGCCAAGUGCCUCCUGGCUCUGGGCUCCGGAGCCCAGCCGGACCUCGAGGGCUCCCAGCCGCCAAGCAGCACGAUGACCAGGACAGUUUGGAAGAAGACUCACCCCAGGCCCCAGGCUCCGGCCAGCACUCAGACAGCCACGGGGAGUCGUCGGCCGAGCUGGAGGAGCAGGACCUCUCGGGACCGCAGACCGCGCAGUGCCCAGCCCAGGCCCUGGCAGGUGGCGGGAGCGAGGAGACCGUCACCAAAGUCAAGCAGAGCCGCAGUGAGAAGAAGGCCCGAAAGGCGAUGUCCAAGCUGGGCUUACGACAGAUCCAGGGGGUCACCAGGAUCACCAUCCAGAAGUCCAAGAACAUCCUCUUUGUCAUCGCCAAGCCUGACGUCUUUAAGAGCCCGGCCUCAGACACCUACGUGGUCUUCGGCGAGGCCAAGAUCGAGGACCUGUCCCAGCAGGUGCACAGAGCUGCGGCUGAGAAGUUCAAGGUACCCUCGGAGCCCUCCGCCCUGGUCCCCGAGUCAGCGCCUGGGCCGAGGGUGAGGCCAGAGUGCAAGGAGGAGGAAGAGGAGGAGGACGACGAGGAGGUGGACGAGACGGGGCUGGAGCUUCGGGACAUUGAGCUGGUGAUGGCGCAGGCCAACGUGUCAAGGGCCAAGGCCGUGCGGGCCCUGAGGGACAACCAGAGCGAUAUCGUCAACGCCAUCAUGGUGAGUGGCCGGCCCCUUCGCAGGCGCCUUGCUGCCGCGUCCGCUGUGGCCUCACACAACGGGGCCCUCUCUUUGUGCGCUUCCUGCAGGAGCUGA